Hydractinia symbiolongicarpus is the source of this 2422-nucleotide messenger RNA. RefSeq lists its product as uncharacterized. Gene Ontology annotation, molecular function: DNA binding. Gene Ontology annotation, cellular component: nucleus. The transcript has 2 exons. Bases 1137 to 2297 code for a protein of 386 amino acids. The record is from RefSeq and is a predicted model, not a curated record. NCBI's taxonomy places the organism in Eukaryota, Metazoa, Cnidaria, Hydrozoa, Anthoathecata, Hydractiniidae.
GGCGGACAGAGAGGUGGCGUUUUACUUUAAAGAAACAUAUACAUGGUCGUUCAGCAUAUAUAUUUUUAUGGUAAUAUUUCAGAGAGAGAGGUGGCGUGUGUAUGGUCAUGAUCUAUGACUCUUCUACUCACUGAGGCGUUGGUUGAGUUAAUAAUCCAAGCUUCAAAUUCAUGCCUUCGUCAUCUCUGGAAGAUAGCUAAGUGUGUAUGGUGUACCCUUUGUCUUAUUUCCAUCGUGUGUUUUCCCUACGUAAUUGCUUUCCUCUGUUUUCCAUGUUUUUGAUUUUUGAACUAUUUGCUCUGUGCUCUCAUAUUGACUGGAUAGUUUAUCUGGGUAUUAGAGAAUGCUUAUUAAAAAGUUUGCAGAAUAAGCAUUAUUGUACCCAGAGCUACAGUACUGCUAUCAGAAAGCCUAACAUCAUGUAUAUAUCAUGCUCGACACCCACGAUCCAAGAUUCUUGUGCUGAAAGGUGAAAUAAUGCCAUCGUGGGAGAUGCGAUCUAUCGUGUCACGAUGCAUCAUGAGUUUCACGAUCAUAUAAAAAUAAAAUUGUGUCACGAUACAAUUGUUUCACUGAAAUGCUAGCGUCAAGUCGUAUAAGUUCGCCAGAAUUUCAGAAAACCUACCAUAGUAAUCCAUGCCUCGUCAUUAUGGCUCCGGUUCUUGUUUGAAUCGAAAGCAAAAUUCAUCGUGCGCCAAUUGAGUCUUGUUUUUAUGUCCCGUCUAAAGCGCCCUCCGCCCAUUUUAUAAAGUACAACGCUAACCUCUGACUUAUAAGUUCGCCAUAUGACGUGUAAGUUUGCCAUAUCGUUUUUAUGUAAAUUCUGACUAAAAAUCGACAUAUUCCAUAAAUAAUAGACAUAUUUCAUGUUCUCGUGAGCUCCAUGAUGUAUUUAAAUCAUUAUUAGCAUUUUUUGUGGGUGGCGAACUUAAAAGUACCACGCAUGAUUGUAAUUGACUGAGCGAGAUUGACCGAUAAGAAGGUUUAUAUAUAUAUAAUCAAACAAUUUCGGUAAGUAGAAUAUUCGAAAAUCUAUUUCACGGCAAAUUUGUUCUUCUGUCUUCUUUUUGUUCUUCUAGAAAACUUAUGCGGACGUGUCUACGAAAGAGAAAAAAGAAGUACAAUAUUCAUGUGACAUGGCUCCAAAGUAUAUGAAAUGGUCUGAAGAAGAGAUGGUGAAUGCUGUGAGUGCAGUGGUAGAUGACGGCAUGUCAAUUUCUGAGGCGUUAAGAGUUUUUGAUAUCCCACGAAAAACGUUAUCGGACAAAGUCCAUAACAACCAUCCUUUAAAAUCAGGACGGCAAACUGAGCUAAUGGCAGAUGAGGAAAAAAGCUUGGUGGUGUGCAUCAAAUACAUGUCGAAUCAUGCUUUCCCCCUGACCAUUCCUAUUAUAAAGUCAUACACAUGGAACAUUGUAAAGAGAUCAGGAAGGGAAAGUGGAUUCAAUGUUGAGAAUGGUCCCGGGAAAACGUGGUGGAACGAGUUCCAUAAACGCCAUUUAAUUGAUGUAGCAAUCAGAAAGCCAGAUUUGCUGGACAGAGGAAGGGUGAGGAUGGCAAAUCCUGUUGUUAUAAACAGACACUUUUUGACUUUGGGAAACCUUUUGAAAAGUGAGAAUUUAAUGGACAAGCCUGGAACAAUAUUUAAUGUAGAUGAAUCGGGGAUGAAUUUAGAGUUGAGGAAGGGAAAGGUUGUCAUUGAUCGAAGCCAGAAGCAUGCGUAUUCGCAAGGUAAAGGGUCGCGGGAACACGUCACUGUUAAUUGCUGUGUUUCUCCAGGCGGACUGAUGGUUCCACCUUUUAUUAUUUAUGAGAAGUCUUUUCCAAGCGGAAACUACUCUGCCAAUGGCCCCACUGAUGCUCUAUAUGGCAAAUCCGACAAUGGAUAUAUGGACGAAGACCUGUUCUUCAAGUGGUUUACUCGUUUAUUUGUUCCAAAAACUAAACACGUGGGGAAAAGAAUCUUGAUAAUUGAUGGCCACGGAUCCCACAUCAACCUCAAUUUGAUAGAUGCUGCUAGGGAGAACCAAGUUAUCUUGUAUUGCCUCCCCCCUCACACAGCUCAUGUGCUUCAGCCAUUGGAUGUUGGAUUGUAUGGUCCACUCAAGACAUACUUCAGCAGAAUUACUGACAAGAUUCAGAUUGCAAGGUUGGGCAUCACGAGAAAUGGUCAGAUUUCCAAAACUGAAUUUUCUGCUGUUUUUAAGCUGGAGUACGAGGAAACCUUUAGCUACGCUCGCAUCCUUUCAUCAUUUCGGUCAUGUGGCAUAUACCCGUUUUAUGCCAUCUACUUUUAAGCCUUCGUCAACUGUACCGCCAACUGCAUCGUCAACUCUACUGCCACCUGUACCGUCAAGGGCAUCGUAAACUCUACCGCUACCUGUACCGCCAACUGCAUUGUCAACUCUACCGCCACCUUUAU